Messenger RNA from Thelazia callipaeda (thelaziosis nematode), 3246 nucleotides. The record is from the annotation of a GenBank genome assembly. Lineage: Eukaryota; Metazoa; Nematoda; Chromadorea; Rhabditida; Thelaziidae.
AUGCUUUCACAAACUGGAACCACUCGGCUAAAGUUCCUGCCAGAGAUAGAAGGUGCAACUUGUGACAUGUGUCCAGAAGUGUCACAUCGCGAAUUACCUGAAGCUGCGUGCGCUAAAGAAGUCGAUGCACACGAUAACAGUAUUAGGAUCAGUUGCCAACCAUUACCAGAGUUAUGUGCUGAAGAAUUAAGGCAAAGAUAUGGCGCGAAUGAUGUUACAGCAAAGACAAAUUCGAAAAAAGCUGAAAAUUUGAGGUUGCCAUCUUUGCUAGCAGUGACUGCUACUGAUCAAUCAGAUACACUGCCAAUAUCAGAAUCUUUUCAGUCUACUAGUCCACCUACUACCUCUUUGGAAUGGAGCAGAUCAAUCAAAGUACCACUAAGGACUUCUGGUGCCUCCCCAUCUACUGGAUUAUUCACUGUUUCUGGGCAAAAUGUAACUGCUUCAUUACAAUCCCUGACUACUGCGGAAUUUAACUUCGCUUUCAAAGCUGUUGAUAACAGUCAUACGACCACCUUUCAUGAUCUGUCUACAUCACCUUCCAUUACUGAUCAAAAGCAAUUAGCUGGAAAUAUUUUAUCUACCAAAACAACUCAUGCUCUACCCAUAGUCUCAUUCAUAACGAAAAGUUGGGCAAAAACUGAAAAUGUUGCAAAUACUAUUGAAUUUUCAAAAAAGACAGAGCCGAAAAAAAAAAAAGGGAACACAAAACAAUUUCCUGAACUGGAGACCACAACUUUGGUUUUCGAUUAUUCAGAAGACAAAUCAUACUCAAAUCAGAGUUAUUUUAACUCUUCAAUAGAUUACAGCAGUACGACUCGAAGUAUUGGUAAUAUUAGUAUUAAUAUUUUUGGUAAUAUCACUUUAAUUCCAUUUUGGACUGAACAAAUGUUUUUCAAUAACUUCAUACCGACAACUCUUUCAACAGCUGUAGCUAAUACAACCUUUACUUCUCAAGUCACAAACAUAGUUAAAGCCACUGUUGAUUCAGAAUAUCACAAUAUCACAAAAUUGACGUCAAAAUCUGCAACUUCUUUACUACCACUGGUGAAUUAUCCUAUAAAAGUAAGAAAAACAUCACUUUUCGCUUCUACUACCGAUGUAGUAAAAAGUUCAGCAAAAAUGGUGUCAUCACAGAUAACACCGAAAAACUCUUUUGUAUCCACCACAAGAUUCUUACAACCAACAGCCAUUACAACUGAAAUUAAACCAAAACUCUUCUCUUCUAUAGAAUCAUCAACAAUCGAAGUGAUAACAGCAAAACAAAGAUCUAUAUCUGCAAACCCCAUUACUAGCACCAUGAUUUCGAGUACACUAGUCAAAAAAGAUUUGAAUCAUAUGGCAAAACCAAUAGGAGGUGCAGAGUCCCAUAAUUCGAACCAUUUACCAGGUGAGGUAACUUACAAAUUAAGAUUAUAUAACGGGAUUAAAAAAGAUGAAACAUUAUUGUACCAAAAACAAAUAAUUAAUCAUAUGAAUGAUGGACAGGGACAAUUAAAACCUCUUAAAGAGGAAACUUUUCAGUCAAGUGCACUUACAAGUUCCUCUCCGACUGCAAUAGCAUCUUCAACAACAGCUAAUAAAUUACAAGCUACAGUUGCAAGUACUCCACAGAAACACAAUCUUAAAAUUAUUACUGGAUUGCCUUUCAUUCCUAAUCAAUACUUUUACGAGGCACUAACCACAAAUUAUAAUUUACACCAAGAUAUCUCCACACGAGAAAGUGAACUAAAUAAAAAGUCGAUUGGAGUGUCGACUCACAAUUAUUCGAGAAUCAAAUUUUCCGACAGUAACCAAAAAAUAAAUAAAGAAGUGGUUUAUUCUGGAACUACUGAUGGUAGGAUUUAUGUGAAGCACAAAAAUUCUGAAGCUUUCAACCAUUCUAUUGUAUCUAAAGAUUCAUUACAACAGAGCAAACGUACUCAUCCAGCAUCAAAGUCGAAAAAAGAUGAAUGGAGCGGCAAAAAUAAAAGUAUUCUAGUUUCGCUCUUAACACUUCCAACGUCGCAUACGACUGCAACACACUUACCGCAAUAUUAUGUUUCGAUACCAACAAAAUCAUAUCAAGUUGCAAGCAACAAGAAAUAUACUAAUGAUCAUAUUAAAUCUUUGACACAAAAACCAUAUCUGAGAGCCAAAGUGCGAAAUUUCGGUAAGAAACAGCUGCAUGAUGUUUACAAUAUUACGAAACCAAAUUACGAGGUUCAAACGGACAGCAGAAAUGUAUUUUUCAUAAACGACCAAUUUGGAAACAUCAACCACAUCCUACCUCUUAUUUUGAGACCGCCAAAAUCACGGCGAUUAUCAACAACACGAAUGAAUGAACCGGGAAGAUCUGCAUUUACUACAUCGAUUGAAACAGUUCAGGAUAGUAGUAUGAAAACAGGGCUUGCGCGAAAUGGCCUCAACUUGCAUUCUGACUCUCGAAAUAUGUAUAAAAGAAAAAAUAGUGGUGAAAACUUGACCAUGGAAACCAUCAAAUGUGAACGAUGUUUGGACAAACACAAGCUUUGUUGCUUUUGGGCAUUAUUGGGUGAAUGUGACAAAAAUCCAUACUGGAUGCAAAUCCACUGUGCACAGAGUUGUGGUACUUGUACACUCAAGUUAAAGAAAUGUGUAUCAACGGAUGUGCGUUGCUUGCUUUCUACUGCUCAAGUAGCAAGUGAACCAACUUCCAGUUCAGCAACAGUCUUGAACUUUGCCAACAUUUUGAACUUACCAAAUCGUUCGACAAUAGAAUUUUCCAAAGAAAAAAAAUCGAACUUUAUCUCUUCACAGGAUUCCGCAUCAUUACGUGCUACUACUACGUUACCUCCAAUGGUAAAAAUUAUCGACGAGAUCACGCCUACAAAGGCAAAAAUGAAGCUUUGUUUGGAUUAUAGCAUACACUGCAAAUUUUGGGCUGAUUUGGGAGAGUGCAUUCGAAAUCCUUUUUGGAUGAUGCCAAACUGUCAAAAAUCGUGCUUUACAUGCGGUAAAGUGUUUAGUAAGGUAUAUGAACCUACUCUACGCAAAGGAUGCACUAAUCAUAAUAAGUAUUGUCAAUUUUGGGCAUUUAGUGGACAAUGUGACAUGAAUCCGAACUGGAUGAAACGCUAUUGCCCUCUCAGUUUUGUGCAAAAAAAAAAACAAGGUAAUUCGAGAAUGGAGGAAAUCGUUUUGAUAAUGACAGCCAGCGUCGAUGGAUUCUUAGAGCUAAGAGGACGUGGUCAUUUCUUCCUCUGUUCUGCUCCUUUCACCUUCUAA